Dentiscutata erythropus is the source of this 437-nucleotide messenger RNA. NCBI's taxonomy places the organism in Eukaryota, Fungi, Glomeromycota, Glomeromycetes, Diversisporales, Gigasporaceae. The record is from the annotation of a GenBank genome assembly.
ACUGCUGGUGCAAUAAAAAUGAUAAUGGAAAGCAUGAUAAUUUUACUUUGGGAAAUCAUCACAUAGCAAGUGUAGAACCUUAUGAAGCAGAAACUGAUAAUAUAGAAACUCAAAGAAUAGAUAGCAGACAAGCUUAUAUUGACGCUAGAGACUUCUUUUAUGACGAAGAAAGAGAACAAGAGAUUACAGAUGCGCUAACAAAUAAUGUAUCAGGUAAAAAUGUGAUGCAUCUGACUCAGAAUCGAAUGAUAAUAUUGAACUUGAACAAAAAGAAAAAAUUGAGUUUUAGUAUGAAUGGGUUUGUUGGAUCCAGUGUAAAAGAGUUUACAUUUAAUGAAAAUGACAAUAAGAAGACUGGAGCGCCAUUAAAUAUUACAGACAUGAGGAGAGAAGAGGCGGUAAAAAGUUAUAUCCAGCAACAAGAGCCCUAUAGCUGA